Malania oleifera is the source of this 1635-nucleotide messenger RNA. RefSeq names its product WD repeat-containing protein 55. Gene Ontology annotation, molecular function: protein binding. Lineage: Eukaryota; Viridiplantae; Streptophyta; Magnoliopsida; Santalales; Ximeniaceae. Bases 324 to 1322 code for a protein of 332 amino acids. The record is from RefSeq and is a predicted model, not a curated record. The transcript has 15 exons.
GGGCAAUUAUUUUUGAUUGACAUUUUAUAAAUCAUCAGUAAUUCCUACUUAUCGAUCCGACGGCAGAGCAAGCGGCCCAGCUCCCGCUCUACACACAAGCCCGAGAGAUAGAGAAAGUGAGAGAGGGGGGCGGCAUCAGGGGUGCGGCGGCGGAGGCGGUGGAGAAGGAGGCUCAGCCCCUCCAUACGCACUAGCCCUAGCUGCAGGUUGCAACAACGUGAUUGUGGUAUUGAAAUAAUUUCUGAUGGAGAUUAAUUUGGGAAAACUUCCAUUCGACAUCGAUUUCCAUCCUUCGGACGCCCUUGUCACUGCUGGCCUCAUCAAUGGCAACCUUCUCCUUGGCUUGUUUUGUUUCCUGUAGAUACCGGUACAGUGUUGAUUCCUCGCCUCAAAGGUUGUUGGAAAUUCAUGCACACAGUGAGUCUUGUAGAGCUGUUCGAUUCAUUAAUGAAGGACGUGCCAUUGUUACGGGUUCUCCGGAUUGCUCUAUCCUCGCUACAGAUGUGGAAACAGGGUCUGCAAUUGCACGUCUUGAAAAUGCUCAUGGGGCUGCUGUCAAUCGACUUAUUACUUUUACAGAGUCAACAAUUGCCUCAGGAGAUGACGAGGGUUGUAUUAAGGUAUGGGAUACCAGGCAGCGUUCCUGCUCCAGUUCAUUUGAUGCCCAUGAAGAGUACAUUUCGGAUAUGACUUUUGCAUCUGAUUUCAAGAAAUUAUUGGGAACAAGUGGAGAUGGCACUUUAUCUGUCUGUGACCUGCGAAGAAAUAAGGUCCAAAGCAUGUCCGAGUUUUCUGAAGAUGAACUGCUUUCAGUUGUCAUUAUGAAGAAUGGUAGAAAAGUUAUCUGUGGAACACAAUCGGGAACUCUAUUAUUGUAUUCAUGGGGUUGUUUCAAGGACUGCAGUGAUCGUUUUGUUAAUCUCUGUCCAAACUCUGUUGAUGCUUUACUAAAGCUUGACGAAGAUAAUGUCAUCACGGGUGCAGAGAAUGGACUCAUUAGCUUGGUGGGCAUAUUACCAAACCGAAUUGUCCAACCAAUAGCAGAGCAUUCGGAAUAUCCUGUUGAGCGCCUUGCUUUUUCACACGAUAAAAAAUUUCUUGGCAGUAUAUCACAUGAUCAGAUGUUGAAGCUCUGGGAUUUGGAUGAUAUACUGCAAAGUUCGGGAAAUACUCUACAUAGUCAUUUGGCUAUGCCAGACAGUGACAGUGAGGAGAUGGAUGUGGAUACCAGUGUUCCAAAAUCUUGCAUAGGGACCAAGAGGAAAAAUGCGAGUAAAGGGAAGAAUGUUAGUUCUUCAAAGAAUUUUUUUGCAGAUUUGUAGUUCAAGUGGUGGCAUUCUUGUUUUGCAGAUUGAACUAGUCUUGGGGCAUUUGUGUUGAGAUGUCUGCCAUAGUUUUGACUUGUUUGGAGGCAUAUUUCACGGCUUCUAUUUGAACAAUGGCUUACCUCACUUACCUAACAUGUUCGCCAAAAAUAUAGUAGGUAGUCCUGCUAGGUGUUCUUGUGUUUCGUAGGAGGGAAAGAGGAAAGAAAGAAGUGGGCUAUUUUUUUUUCUUUCUAGGGCUGGGAAUGAAAUAAUUUAUGAUAAUUUAUAAUCUAAAUUGAGAAUAAUGAAAGGUAAUUUUUGCUAUAAA